AUGUCUUUAAUAACAUUCAUUCUUGCAUCAACUAUACUCACUUCAUACAAACUAACAGCUGCAUCAGAAGUUUUACAAGGAACAAUAUGUGGUUUAAGAACAGGUUUAGGCACAAAUUGUAAUGGUCAAAAUCCACUAGAAGGAUGUCCAGGUGGUUUUAUUAGACAGAAUUGGCCAUUUGGGAAAACAGGUACUGGUUUUUUACAAUUUUGUGCUACUUCAGACGGUAAUAAUGUACAACCAGGUAAACCGGGAACUGUAUGUGGACUUGUAACGGGAUUUCUUGGCAAUUUAUGUGGCGGAAUCAAUCCUUUUUUGGGUUGUCCUGCUGGAUAUGAAAGGUAUUUAUGGUUUACAAGUUGGGGCUCAGGAUUAGCAGCUUGGUGCUCAAAAGUUGAUUCAACAAUUGCUGAUCUACCAGGAACAGUUUGUGGAAUGCAAACAAAUUUUGAUCAAACCGGUGUUUCUUGUGGUGGUUAUUCACCAGGACGUGGAUCAUGUCCACCCGGUUAUGGUGUAAAUCAUUGGGUAGUUGAUUUUGGCAAUAAGUUCUGGUCAUGGUGUUAUAAACAAUAA
Molecule: messenger RNA, 576 nt
Organism: Adineta steineri
Lineage: Eukaryota; Metazoa; Rotifera; Eurotatoria; Adinetida; Adinetidae
Source: the annotation of a GenBank genome assembly